AUGGUGGUUAAGCAAGAAAUUGGGAAAGGAAUAAAUGGAAAGAGAGGAUUUCCUUAUGGAGAUGGUGUUAUAAUGAAAGUAGAUUGUGAAAUACCAAUGUGUACUGUAGAAAAAAGUUCAGAAAUUUUUGAGCAAGUUGAAGAUGAAAAUGAAAACACAGAUUCCUUAGAUGAAAUUGAAAAAAAUCAAGAUUUGAAGAUGUUUUUUGAAAAUUCCAUUAAUUAUACAAUUAAUCCACGAGUUGUAGUACAGGAAUGUAACAGUACAAAAGAUCCAUAUGAUGAAGACAUGGCAGAAGUAAAAUAUCUCUAUUCUAAGCCAGUUGCAUUUAUCAUUAUAGGUAAACCAUCUCCUGACAACAUGAAACUUGGACAGAAGUUGGCAACAUACUGGGGUUGCCUGUAUAUUGAUCCAAUUACAUGUUUCAACAUGGAACCUGAGGAGGCAGAUUCACCAGUAUUACUCUGGUGUCGUAAGCACCUUUCUGAAGGAAGAAAGAUACCCAGUGAAAUAGUAAUGCGUGUAAUGGAACAACGUGCCCUCUCUAAUGAG
This is a messenger RNA of Gryllus bimaculatus (two-spotted cricket), 552 nucleotides long. NCBI's taxonomy places the organism in Eukaryota, Metazoa, Arthropoda, Insecta, Orthoptera, Gryllidae. The record is from the annotation of a GenBank genome assembly.